AUGAGCGAUGACGAGUUUGGGUGGUCCUCGGGAGACGACGAACAACUCGUAGCCAUCGCGACUGACAUUCAUCCAGUUGCAAAGCGAAAGCUCAAGGAAAGCACUACAGCUACUGAACCGGUACCAGCAAAGCGAAGUAGAUCCAAAAAGGUCACCCCUCCCGAGCCUUCGCCCAAUGUACUUCUUGCGAACAGCAUUCUCAAAGAGCAGUUUGGUAUCGAUGGCUUUCGGUUAGACCAAGAAAAGGCUAUUACGCGACUUCUCGAUGGAGGGAGUGCUGUUGUUGUGUUCCCCACCGGAGGAGGCAAGAGCUUAUGCUACCAAGUCGACGCACUUUUGCGUCGUGGUAUCAAAGCCGCAGUACUGAAUUCAUCCAUCUCACGCAGCGAGUUCCUGGCGACACAAGACGAUCUCCGGAAUGGACGCCUGGACCUCAUCUAUUGUGCACCAGAGCGACUCAACAGCGAAGGAUUCACGGCUUCUCUUAAAGAUAUUCCUGGGGGUAUUCGACUACUUGCCGUUGACGAAGCACAUUGUAUUUCCGAAUGGGGCCACUCUUUCCGUCCCGACUACCUCAAAAUCGCGCGUUUUGCCGAAGAAGCCCAGGUUGAGCGAGUAGUGUGUUUGACAGCAACAGCAACUUCACAGGUUGCAAAGGACAUUCGUGAUGCUUUUAAAAUCCCCGAAGAAGGCUUGUUUAGGACGACCAUGUACCGUCCCAACCUGCGUUUACUGGCCGAAGCCAACACAAAGGAUACCGACUACGUCGAGAAACUUGUGCAUCAUCUCAAAAAACACACCGGCCCAACCAUUGUAUACGUCACGAUUCAAAAAGCCACGGAAAUGCUGGCCGCGAAAUUGAAGAAGCAAGGAUUCAAUGCCAGGCCCUACCAUGCCGGUAUGCAAGCAGAACUACGCACAAAGACGCAGGAUGAGUUUCUUACUAGCAAAAACAUGGUUGUUUUCGCUACAAUCGCAUUCGGAAUGGGCAUCGAUAAGCCAGAUAUCCGCAACAUCGUCCACUUUGACAUACCGGAUAGCAUCGAGUCUUACAGCCAGCAAAUCGGGCGAGCAGGUCGAGACGGCAAGCCAAGCGUAUGCAUGUUCUACCUGGCUACAAAAGAUUUCUACCUUCGCAACAUCUUCACCUACGGCGACCGACCCUCGAUUCGCUCGUUACGGUUACUAAUGCAAGACAUCUGUACACCGGCCCGAGCCCAACUCAAAGCCGGCGACACAUUCUACGUAUCCCUCUACACGCAAUCGAAAGAUACGGACAUCAAGAGUAUAACGCUCGGUAUUCUCUACGCCCACAUGGAACUCCACUUCCACCUCUUCCGUGCCUCGGGCACCCUCUACACAAAAUACACCUACACUAUCAAAAACCCCAAUCUUAUCUACCGCGACACCUCCCCCACUGCUGCCGCCAUCCUCGCGGGAUCCUCCACAGCCGCAAAAUGGUCUUCCAUCGACCUCAACGACCUCUCAGUCAUGACCGACAUCCCCCGCGCCGAUCUCGUCCGCAAAAUGGACGAAUGGAACGAAAGCGACGCCAUCACCUUGAAGAAAGAAGGCGUACAAAACAUCUACCGCCUAGAGCGCCCAUUACCCUCCACCCCCGCUGAGAUUGACGAGAUAGUCCAGAAACUAGAUGAACGCAUGCAGGAAAAUGAGAAACAGAAUUUGUCCCGUACAACGGCGCUGCUCGAUCUCAUCACUGCCGACCGCUGCUUCUCCGGUUCUAUUGCUGAGUACUUUGGCGAGGCCACGGGACUCAAGGAGGAAUGCGGUCAUUGUACUUGGUGCGAGACGAAGAAACGCGUCGUCAUGCCUGAUGAGCCGCCUCAGCCACCGGAUCCAGUAAAGGUGAAGAAGGUGCUGGAUACGAUUGGUGCGAGGGAUGAUCCGAGGUAUUUGGCUAAAUUGGCGUUUGGCAUCAAGAGUCCGCGUAUGGCGGCGGAGGGCGUGUAUAGGACACCGGUGUUUGAGUCGAUGAAUGUGUGUGAUUUCCCGGAGUUGCUGAGGGUUUUCACGGAGGCGUGCGAGAAGGAGGGGAUGGAGAGAGAGCGUCAAAGGCAGGCGAGAGCAGAGAGGGAAAUCGGAGUAAGAGGUGGAGGUGGUCAGGGGAGGGAAGUGUCUUGGACUUUGGGUUCAUGA
Messenger RNA from Pyrenophora tritici-repentis Pt-1C-BFP, 2157 nucleotides. NCBI's taxonomy places the organism in Eukaryota, Fungi, Ascomycota, Dothideomycetes, Pleosporales, Pleosporaceae. The record is from RefSeq and is a predicted model, not a curated record.